AUGAGUUUCGAAGGGGAUCACAACUUGCAGAACCUGUUUGGCGAGGACUCCGAGCCCCGGAAGGGCGCGGACGGCAGCGGCCUGCCCAGCGACCCGAACAUCACGCCCAGCAUCCUGCUGGAGCAGCUAGCGUACGUCGACAACUUCAUGCCCGACCUAGAGAACGAGCUCACGUCGUUCGGAUCGCUCCUGGACGGCGAGGCACAGAGCGGCGCGCUGGGCAUGGACGAGCGUCUGGCUGCCGAGCUGAGCGCGUUUGCAGACGACACUUUCAUCUUCCCUGACGAGAACAAGCCACAGGACCCGGACCGCAACGACGCGCUGGGCGGCGGCGACCAGGUCGACGUCGCCAACGCGCCCGCGUACCCGCGCGCUUCUUCCGCGCAACCGCACCAGCGCAACUCGCAUUUCCUCACCCAGCGCAGGAACAACUUCCUGGCGUCGCAGUACGACUACUCGCGCCAGCGGUUUUCGUCCAAGAACCGCCGCCGCAGCGCCGACCAAUCGCCCGUGGACGACCACGGCGGGUUCACCAACGUCGACAUCACCGAGGGCCAGCCCGCGCUCUUCGGCCAGACCGGCCAGCCAUACAUCACGUCCCCGCUCAGCAACCUGGUCGCCACCGCCUCGAACCCGCAGUCCCAGCAGCCCUACUCGAUUUCGAACACGCCCUCGUCCAACCCCAACACAAUCACCGAGUCCAGCUCGGUCGUCACUCCGUUCAUGUCGAACGUGCUUCCACACGCGCCCGCGCCCGAGCACCCACCACAGCAGCGCCAGCAGUCUGUUGGUCAGAUACACAUGCCCGACUAUUCGUCUAUACCGACCAGCACGCUGAUUGCCCUGCUGCCCAAAAUCGGAGUACCGCCUGGUGCGUACCGAUCACUUCUCAACGUGGGCUUUGAACCCGACCAAAUAGACGCAAUUGCGGCCAUCAUCGCCUACUAUCAGACCAGAAAACUAAACACCACAGAGACCACUCAAAGAGCAACUGCGCUGCCGGAGGGGAACCCGGCUAGUUUCUUAUUGCAGGCUCUUCAAAGCGACAACACUUCGCGGUCUACAGUACCUGCUUUGAGCACGAAUCUUCGAGAGGAUAGCGGUCCCAGCCAGGGAUCUCACGACAUGGGCAACGCCAAUUUUGCGGGCGACGCCUCUGCUAGUUUUUUCCAUUCAUUAUUAGACAUGAACAACGCAAAGCAGGAGCCCAGUCCAGGUGCGGAUUCGGGAGGCCAAUCCGGGAGCUCUUCAAGCCAGUCAGAGAAACCUUCCACUCCCGAAACAGAGAGAUUCUCAACGGGCUUAGAGCAUUCUUCUCACCCGCCAACCACAGACUCAAAAGACGCGAUUCCAAGGCAAGCGUUACCGUCCGAUGAAAAGGCCUCUAAAGAACAGCAGAAACCCCACUUGAAGCGCAAAUUGAAAGAGCAAGAGUUAGAAAAAUCAAUACAAGAGUUGAGCGAGUUAGCUAUGAGCCUACAGCAGCGUAUACACACUCUAGAAAUGGAAAAUCGUCUUUUGAAAAACUUGGUAAUGGAGAGAGGUGAACUGAAAGGGAUCGAAGAAGUCGAAAAUGUUAGGCGGGAACUAAUAAAAAAAAUCAGCGAGGAGUCAGGUAAAGCUGACGCUGGUAAACCGGGGCAGUCGGUAUGA
Messenger RNA from Lachancea fermentati, 1653 nucleotides. The record is from the annotation of a GenBank genome assembly. Lineage: Eukaryota; Fungi; Ascomycota; Saccharomycetes; Saccharomycetales; Saccharomycetaceae.